Molecule: messenger RNA, 4661 nt
Organism: Hipposideros armiger (great roundleaf bat)
Lineage: Eukaryota; Metazoa; Chordata; Mammalia; Chiroptera; Hipposideridae
Gene: RASGEF1C
Product: RasGEF domain family member 1C
Exons: 12
Coding region: 1367-3286 (639 amino acids)
Biological process (GO): Ras protein signal transduction
Cellular component (GO): plasma membrane
Molecular function (GO): guanyl-nucleotide exchange factor activity
Source: RefSeq, a predicted model, not a curated record
CAAAUUGUAUAACCUAGAUGAAACGGACAAAUUCCUAGAGACACAAAACCUACCAAGACGGAAUCACAAAGAAAUCUAAAUAGAUCUUUAACUAGUAAGGAGAUUGAAUCAGUAAUCAAAAUCCCGCUGACAAAGAAAAGCCCUGGACCAGAUGGCUUCACUGGUGAAUUCUACCAAACAUUUAAAGAAGAAUUAAAACCAAUCCUCAAACUGUCUCCCAGAGAGGAGUUAGGCUUAAGCCACACAGUCCUGGAUCCUUGACCAGCGGCAGACCUCCUGAGCUGGGUGGCCUGCCAGUGCGCAACCCAGAAGGCAGGAUGCCCAGUUGGAUGCUGGUGGCCCACAGGGAGCGCACCUGCAAGGUCCUCUCCCCAUCUCCCCGAGGACCCAAUUUCCACAGUGCAAGACGGCUGCCUCCAUAUAACUGUCACAGGAGCCCAAGAACCUCCAGAUGUGGGUCCUGGCGACCUAAACAUGAGGAGACACGGAUACGCCUGAGGGGUGGGGGCUGGGCAGUGGGAAACCAAGGCAGAAGGGCAUGCCUAGGAGCGGGGAAGCUGUGACUCAGAAGCCACCCCAGGCCCGCCCACACCGGGCCUGCAGAGGGGUCAGCACUCCUCAGGUCAGGUCCCCAUGUGCAUUUUCCAGGGUGGCUUCAUCUGAUUGGUCUAGCCUGGCUGGUGCCCAUCCGUUGGCCAGGUGAAGAAAGGAUCAGUCCCACAACCACCGUUUGUGGUUAUUCCCCAAGGCAAAACCUCCAGUGUUCUAGUGAAAAAGAAAGGAAAUGGAUGCAGAGAAGUAACACCCAGCAGACGGAGGCCCCAGGAGGGGUGGGCUUGGGUCUAGAUCUCGGAUCUGGGCUGGGAAGGAGACUCGGCCACGGAGUGGGGAUCCUCUGUGCUCCCACAGGCCGAAUGCAAUGCCCAGAGGGGCUGGCUAGGCCCCAGGAGGGGCCACUGUGACCGCCAGUCAGCCAGUGCGUGCUUCUCUCCUCAUAUCCUGGGCACCGCUGGCACACCUCAGGAGUCUGAUGGCGUCCCCUUGACGCUGUGGCUUGGGGACCCCAGCAUCAUUGCUGGGCAAGAACAGUGCCUGGGACUCAGACACCUGUGUGAACUGGGCUUCUGCCUUGUACUCUGAGCCUGUUUCCUCAUCUGUGAGAUGGGAAGGCUAAGGGAGGAGAUGGGGUGGUCAGGCAGGGAGGAGUGGCCCUGUCAGCCUUCCCAGGCCGGGUUCCCGGGCCUUUCCCCAGCUCCUCCCUCUCACUGAUUCUGCCACUCUAAUGCCUAGUAUGUCAGCUGCUUCUCACCCCCGCUGUUUGCACUAUUCAUUUCAGGCUUCACUGCUUCUCACCUGCAUCACUUGAAUGCCACACAUCUUGACCGAGAACCCAUUAUGGGUGUGCAAGGCAGGCAUGCCCCGGACACUGAGCGCCUCUGACAUGGUCACCCCGAGCAGCCCUGGCCCACCCCCCACUAAGCCCACAGAUGGCGAGCAAGCCAGUCAGCCCCUCCUGGAUGGGGCUCCAUCCUCAGCCUCCCUGGACACCCUGAUCCAGCACCUGGUGCCCACAGCCGACUACUACCCCGAGAAAGCCUACAUCUUCACCUUCCUGCUGAGCUCCCGCCUCUUCAUCGAGCCCCGGGAGCUCCUGGCCCGGGUCUGCCACCUGUGUAUUGAGCAGCAGCAGCUGGACAAGCCGGUGCUGGACAAGGCCCGGGUCCGGAAGUUUGGCCCCAAACUGCUUCAGUUGUUGGCCGAGUGGACAGAGACCUUCCCGCGGGACUUCCAGGAGGAGUCGACCAUCGGGCACGUGAAGGACGUGGUGGGCCGCAUCGCCCCCUGUGACGAGGCCUACAGAAGGAAAAUGCACCAGCUCCUGCAGGCUCUGCACCAGAAGCUGGCAGCUCUGGGCCAGGGGCCGGAAAGCCUGCUGGGUGCCGACAAGCCCAUCGCCUACAGGACCAAACCACCAGCCUCCAUCCAUAGGGAGCUCCUCGCCGUCUGUAGUGACCCCUACAUGUUGGCCCAGCAGCUGACCCACGUGGAGCUGGAACGGCUGCGACACAUCGGGCCUGAAGAGUUUGUCCAGGCUUUUGUGAACAAGGACCCUCUGGCCAGCACAAAGGUAGAAGGCCCUUCAACAGGCUGUCCCCACAGUGACCCACUGACCCCUCUGGGGGAUCACCCGAAGCCCGGGAUCGUCAUUCCCUUCUUCAGCCUGCUCAUCAAAGACAUCUACUUCCUGAACGAGGGCUGUGCCAACCGUCUCCCCAAUGGACACAUCAACUUUGAGGUAGGGUCCAGGGCCCAGGGAGUGUGCCACCAAGUUAGACCCAUCAUCACUGAGGCUCAGGUGCUCUGUCCCCAGCCGGCCAAGAAGAAGCGGCGGGCCCAGGUCAUUGAGUUCUUCAUCGACGUGGCCCGCGAGUGCUUCAACAUUGGCAACUUCAACUCCCUCAUGGCCAUCAUCUCUGGCAUGAACAUGAGUCCUGUCUCCAGGCUGAAGAAGACCUGGGCCAAAGUGAAGACGGCCAAGUUUUUCAUCCUCGAGCACCAGAUGGACCCAACAGGGAAUUUCUGCAACUACAGGACAGCGCUGCGCGGGGCAGCCCACCGCUCCCUGACUGCCCACAGCAGCCGGGAGAAGAAAUUUCUGGAGUUGGCCAAGCAGGUUGGAGAGUUUAUCACAUGGAAACAAGUGGAGUGUCCCUUCGAGCAAGACCCCAGCAUCACCCACUACCUGUACACGACCCCUGUCUUCAGUGAGGACGGUAAGGUAGCCCCAGGCCUCACUGACCCCCAGGCCAUGGGACUCUUGUGCACCCUCUUAGUAAUGUUGCCAUUAAGGGCCCCUGCUUUGAGUACGACACACCAUGCCCACGUUUGCUGGCUUGGGGAGGGAGCAGACAAGGCUGCAUCCCCCUGCCGGUUGGUUGUCACCCCCGGAGCACUGGACAGGGCCUGGGGAACUGCAGGUUGGGCCUGCCAGGACCAAGCUUCCCCUGGACACAGUUUGGAAGGGGUUGGGUAUCGUAAAUCUGGACCACCUUCUGUCCGACCCCACUUUCCUCUUCAGAAAAGUGGGGAUGAUGAUAAGAACUUCCCUCCCGGGGUUCAUGUGGGGAUGUCCUUCCAGCUGGUGUGUGUGUGUGCAUGUGUGUGUAACACACACCAGUGUCAGAUGAGACAGCUACGGAGUACUGUAAAUAUCUGUUCCCUCCAGAAAUCAGCGUUCCCACCUGGUCACUUGUCAGAUAUAAGAAAUUUGCUGGCGAAUUGCUAAGUGAGCGAAUUCCAGGAGCCCCUUCCUCCAGGAAGAGAAAGUGUUGAAGUAGCAGGUGGUCAUCUGGGUCUGAGUUGAUGCUCACUGUUGGGUGGUGUGGCCCCAGGUUAGCUGCCCCUGGAUCCAGCACCCUCAAAUCACCCCGGGAGACUCCUGCUCAGCACAGAGGAAGCCUGGCUUCUUGUCACAGCCAGCAUUUUACAAAGGGAACACACUCAGGGACAGGAGAACAUGUUCUGCCCAAAACAAAACAAAAUCAGAGGAAAGGAGUUUUUAAUGAUUUUGCUUUCUAAUUUUUAAUACUUUCAACUUUACCACUUUAUUUUUUAUUUUUGGAGCUAGUAACUUUUUGGAGGCGGUCUCAUCAGUAUCUGGAGUCCCUCUCUGCAACAAGCUCAGCAGCCUGAUGGGUAAACCAGCCUGGGCCACUCCCACCCCAGCAAGCUGUGUGACCCUGGGCAGGUAUCUCACCCUCUCUGAGACUCCCCUGCUACAUGUAUACAGUGGGGUAAUGAGACAGCCUACUUCCCAGGGUUGAAGUGAGAAUUAUUCGAGUUGGCAAAGCCCAUAGAACUACACUCAAUCAAUACUAGUUGUAUUAAUGCUGAAACAAUUCACUACAAAUUUGGUGGCUCAAAAUAACACAAAUUUAUCCUCUUACAGUUAUGGAGGUUAGAAUCCAAAAUCAGUCUCACUGGGCUAAAAUCAAGGUGUCGGCAGAGCUGGUUAUCUGAGGGAAGAAUCAUUUCCUGGCCUUUUACAACUUCUAGGGUUGCCUGUAUUCCUGGGCUCAUGGCCCCUUCCUCCACCCACAUGCAAAGUGCAUCACUCCAACCUCUGCUUCCAUCAUCACAUCAUCUUCCCUCUUCUGUGGUCAAGUCUCCCUCUGUAUCACUCUUAGGACAAUUGAGAUAGCAUUUACAGCCACCUGGAUAAUCUCCCAUCCCCAGAUUCUUAACUUAACCACAUCUGAAAAGUCCCUUUUUGCCGUAGAAGGUAACUUAUUCACAGGCCCUGGGGAUUAGGAUCUGGAUAUCUCUGGGAGCCAUUACUCAACCUACCACACCAGUAAUUACAGUGAUUGUUGUCAUUAGCCAAUAGAAAUUGGGCAAUAAAAUGCAUCAAGGGCACAUUAGGAAAGAGGUAGGGGGAGUCUAUGGGCAGGGAAGAGAAUGAGGGGGGCAUUUCGUUCACUCCUUCAGCCAACAGUAUUUCUAGAGAGACUGCUGUGUGCCAUUUGGCCAUGAACAUAUAGAUAAAACCCUGCCCCUUCUGAAGCACGCUUAGAGGGGAGCACCUUCCAUUUGACCCUCUCUUCUUUCUGUUCCUGCACCCUGCCACCCCCACUCCCCACCCCCCCGCAAAAAAAAAAAGA